Messenger RNA from Penicillium crustosum, 354 nucleotides. RefSeq lists its product as uncharacterized. Bases 1 to 354 code for a protein of 117 amino acids. Lineage: Eukaryota; Fungi; Ascomycota; Eurotiomycetes; Eurotiales; Aspergillaceae. The record is from RefSeq and is a predicted model, not a curated record. The transcript has 2 exons.
AUGACUGGCAAUCACAUUCUGUAUACCGUUCCAGAAUAUAGGAUAGCCCAAUCCAAUAAUGUCUACAGCAUCACGUCGCCGAUGUUCUUCAUCAAAUACACAAUCUUCCAGAUCCCCAUCGCGGUUAUAAUUGGCAAGGUCUGCCUCAAUUCUUUCUCUCGGGUAUUGUGCUUCCCUGAGGGGCCAUCCUCCUUCUUCGUUUUAGAUCGCAAGAGCAUGGCUGGAUUAUUCCCCGGCAAUUUCUCCCUCUCCAAUAUCUGGUAUCCGCGCCACAAGCUGCAAAAGCAGAACACUAGCUUUACCAAAUUGAAUGCAUUGCCUCGUACAUUGGCAGCUUAUUGGCCUACGGGUUGA